This is a messenger RNA of Striga asiatica, 1936 nucleotides long. NCBI's taxonomy places the organism in Eukaryota, Viridiplantae, Streptophyta, Magnoliopsida, Lamiales, Orobanchaceae. The record is from the annotation of a GenBank genome assembly.
ACAACUUGAACCAUGUUAAAAGUUCUGAAAAAUACGUAAAAUUAUCUAAGCGAGGUGAACCAGCUCUAAACAAAGUGAAUUAAUAAGCCUUGCGAGUGGCAAGUUACAUUUAAAUGACAUCACCACUUGUAUCAUUUUCGAUUUUCCCCUCUUUCUAUAUAUACAUAAUACACACACGUACAAUCUCUACCUUUGUUCUUUGCCUAACCCAAUAAGCUCUCACAGUCCUCGCCAUUCUUCCAGGUAUUAAUUUGUGCAAAAGUAGAUCAUGGCACCAGCAGCAGCUGCAGGGGACUCAAUUAAGCCAAGAGAUGUUUGCAUUGUUGGUGUUGCCCGAACACCAAUGGGUGGAUUUCUUGGUUCUCUUUCAUCAUUAGCUGCAACCAAGCUUGGAUCUAUCGCGAUUGAGAGUGCCUUGAAGAGAGCAAAUAUCGAUCCAUCUCUUGUUCAAGAAGUUUUCUUUGGGAAUGUACUUAGUGCUAAUUUAGGACAGGCUCCUGCUAGGCAGGCAGCAUUAGGCGCGGGUAUCCCUAAUACGGUUGUCUGCACAACUGUCAACAAAGUGUGUGCCUCUGGAAUGAAAGCGACUAUGCUAGCAGCACAGAGUAUCCAAUUGGGCAUCAAUGAUGUUGUUGUGGCUGGUGGCAUGGAAAGCAUGUCUAAUGUCCCAAAGUACCUGGCCGAGGCAAGAAAAGGUUCUCGACUUGGACAUGAUUCUCUUGUUGACGGGAUGUUAAAGGAUGGAUUGUGGGAUGCUUAUAGCGACGUUGGCAUGGGGGUUUGUGCUGAGUUAUGUGCUGAACACCAUAGUAUAACAAGAGAGCAGCAGGAUGAUUAUGCAGUCCAAAGCUUUGAGCGUGGAAUUGCAGCUCAAGAGGCUGGUGCUUUUGCAUGGGAGAUUGUUCCAGUUGAGGUCUCUGGGGGAAGAGGAAGACCAUCCACUAUCGUUGAUAAAGAUGAAGGUCUUGGAAAGUUUGAUGCUGCAAAGUUGAGGAAGCUGCGACCGAGUUUCAAGGAAACCGGCGGUACUGUCACAGCUGGAAACGCAUCCAGCAUAAGUGAUGGAGCUGCUGCCCUUGUUUUUGUAAGUGGAGAGAAGGCUCUGCAGCUUGGACUCGAAGUCAUUGCAAGGAUCUCUGGGUAUGCCGAUGCUGCUCAUGCACCGGAAUUAUUCACAACUGCCCCAUCACUUGCAAUCCCCAAGGCGAUCUCAAAUGCUGGUCUAGAAGCAUCCAAAAUAGACUAUUAUGAGAUCAACGAAGCCUUUGCAGUCGUGGCUCUUGCGAAUCAGAAGCUAUUGGGUCUUAGUACAGAGAAAGUGAAUGUAAAUGGUGGAGCCGUAGCGCUGGGGCAUCCUCUCGGUUGCAGUGGGGCUCGCAUCUUGGUCACACUUCUUGGGGUGUUGAAGCAGAAGAAUGGGAAGUAUGGUGUCGGUGGUGUUUGCAAUGGAGGAGGUGGUGCUUCGGCCCUUGUUCUUGAGCUUCUGUAAUCUUUUCCAAAUUUCAACCUUUUCAGACGACAUAUGAGGUUGCAAGGCCGGUUAACUAUCACUUGGUAGAUUGCAGUAUUGGGAGACAUUGACACAUCAGAGCAAACUACAUUUUGUCUCUACCAUCUUUUCCAGUUCAGAUGAACUUGUCCUCGAUUUGUGUGUGUGUGUGUUUUCCUUUUUCUUGUUUUUCCUCAAUUCCUUGCUAAGCCGACAAACUUGGUAUAUGUAGAUUGUAGCUGAUCACGAGAAUGUAUGCCAUUACAGAUUUUCAGUUUAUGUUAUCACAAUAAAGUGCUCUUUUUUUCUCAUAAUGUCAAGUUAAUCUAGCUUAACGGGCGGGCCCGUACUGAAUCAGGUUGAGAAUAAGUGUUCAAGGCCAAGAACCCACCUCGACUCUCUGGUUUUAAAAUCGGGUCGGGAAACUGUUAACCAACAUAAAAAAAG